Messenger RNA from Pogoniulus pusillus (Red-fronted tinkerbird), 3886 nucleotides. RefSeq names its product glycoprotein Ib platelet subunit beta (gene GP1BB). The record is from RefSeq and is a predicted model, not a curated record. The transcript has a single exon. Lineage: Eukaryota; Metazoa; Chordata; Aves; Piciformes; Lybiidae. The coding region runs from base 2438 to 3016 and encodes 192 amino acids.
UUCUGUGGGACCAGGCUCCAGGCAGGGCCUCCUGCAUGGGAUUUCUGGCCUGUUUACAUCAGAAGCUAGACAAGAUGAUCUUGAAAUUCUUCUGUCUUUAAGCUUCCCCCAGGAGCAAUGUCUAAAUCAGCUAUGGGCAGCAGAGCAGGAUCCAGUCCCAGGAAAUCCAUUCUGUGUAUAGCCAAAGAAGCAUUGGAGUCUGUGCUGCACACAGAGCCACAAGGAGUCUGGCUCUAAAUCAGCUUGGUGUCACACCUGGCCUGACCACCUGCUUGUAGAAAAAGGUAGCACCAAGUGCAUGAGAUGAGGUAAGUUAGCUGAGCAAAUAUACCCUGUGGUAGUCAAGCUGUGCCCAAGUGGAAAGCAGGCCCUGCAGGAAAAGCUGGGUUGGUUUGUUAGCCUGAGAGCACUUUCUCACUCUGCCUGCCUGCUGCAGUGAAACAAAUGAAAUUAUUUGCUUUCUAGUAAUUUAAAUAUUAAUUACUUAGAGCAUCAGGGAUUGUUCCCUUGGUUAAGGCCAAAUUCUGCUGUGGUUUACACCCUAAAUUACCUUGGCAUAAGCCCACUCAGGGCAUUCAUCGUUUUGCUCUGUACAAUGGAGAGUUUGGCCCAGUGGGCAACAGCUGCAGUUGUGUCCUUCCUCUAAGGAGCACUGCCAAUGCCUGGGGGUCAGGCUGAUGGCAGAAAACUGUCUGUGAAGGUGCAGUGGCCUCAAAGACAAGAUUCCACCUAAAUGUAGUUUCAACCCUUGGACUUAACCUGUUCAAGUGUUUGUUUAAUGCAGCUUCCAAAUAAAAGAUGCAGUCAAUCUUUCUCAGUACCUGCAAGCUGUGCUUGCUGAGAGCUGCUAACUCACUUGGCUAUCCAGGUUCCCUUGGAACACUCUUUUUUCCCAAUCUGUUGUCCUUUCUAUGAAGGAAUUACUUUGAUGUAGACAGUGAAACACCAAGAGUUACAUUUUAACAAUAAUGAGAGGAUGCAAGUGCCAGGAGGGUUUGUCUUGGUUUGAUUAUUGACACCAGUGUGGUCACUGGAAGUCCAUUUCUCUCAGCAGAUCUUCUACUGAUAAUUAGGAGUAGAUUUGUGUAACUGCCUCACAAGGGAAACCUGAGGGUCAGCACACUGCAAAGGACUAAGUUUCACCACUCUGCCACAUACAGUCUUCCUGAUGAGAUGGGAAACCAAAAGCACAGUGCUCAGGGAGUGUGGUACAAACCAGUCACAUCACCUUCCAGGUUGAAAUGCAUUUUGAGUUACUGCUUGGCAACAGACUUUGAAAUGUUUCUUCUGGGCUGAGUAUGCUGGUCCAGAAUCACAGUUAUCAGCACUGUCAGCAUCUCUCCCAGCAAACAUGUUCUUGUGAGCAGUGCCAGCUCCCAUUUCUUGGAAGACUUGCUCAAUGAAGCCUCUGCUUCCGGUGACAUGCAGCAAACGUGCAGGAAGGCCUCAUGUGGGAGGUGUCCCUGGGAUGAGGCUGACCCUUAUCUUGCCUGCCAGCUGCAAGAGGAUUAUCCAGAAGCUCAGCUAUGCAGCUGCAGGAACUCUUGCACUGGCUGGACUGCCUUGAGACCUUCAUCUUGUGUUGUAAAGCCAUCAAGAAAGCAAGGAUUGAACUACUCUGGUAAGUCAACAAAGCUGUCUUCUGUUCUUUUUUCUUCUCAUUUGGUUGACAGAUGGCACAGCAAAGCUCUGUGGCAGGUGUGUGUAGUUGUUCUCCUAGAGAAGUUACAGCAGCUCCUGUUUGGCAAUGGUAGGAGACUGCAGUACAAAGGGAGCCUAUUGACCCCUGUUUUCCAGCAUGGUCACAGCUCCAGAAGGUGGUUGUGAAAAACUCUUCUGAUCUCCACCCUUAGUGGUCAGCACUCUCUCUGCUGGCCGAGGACUGUUUAAACACUUCUUUUCAAACCUGGAAAUGCUCCUUUUUGUUUGUGGUAACAGUACAUUUAUUUCUCAGCCUCUUGCAGUUUGCAUGAACAAAGCUUUGCUCACAAGUGCAAUUCAGAGCUAUGAUAAGGCACCAGCAGUUUUAUAUUCUAAUUUUUGAUUCCUUGGCACAAAUUUUCUUGGCUACCCUAGUAAAGUGCCUCAAGUAAUACUGAAAACACAGGCAGCUCUUGUACACUUCUGAGAACUGGAGAAAAAAGAUUUGAUGGCUGUAGCUAAGCCUUCCAGUAGCCAUCUGUUCGUAUCCCACCUCAAAUCCAAGAUUGGAAGACCAGGAACGUUCUCCUAUAAAGCAAAUGUUAUUUGCACAACACCUCUUUUAACUUUAUUCUUUCCAGAGUUCUCACAUCUCCUGUAAGGACAGCAAAGCCACUCACUUGCAGAAACUCAUCCUCGGAGCAAACCAGCGCAAGGCCUGGGCUGUGGUGUCUGUCCCGCAGUGCGUGGGGUGUCUACUUAUCCAGACUCACCAGAGGAGUGUUUACAAGUGAAGAUGAAUGGUGGAAUUCUCUUCUUGUCCCUCCUUGGCUUCCUCCCGUUCGUGACACCCACAUGCCCUGUGCCAUGCAAGUGUGCCACCAACAUUAUCGACUGCACGUCAAAAGGCCUGACUGUAGCAGAACUACCAGUUGCUUUCCGUCCUUCAGCCGAAGUUAUCCACCUUGCUUACAACAAGCUCACCUCUAUUCCCAAUGGGCUCUUUGACAACCUAAGGAGCCUCCAGGUAGUCUACCUGCAGGGCAACCCUUGGGAGUGCAACUGUGACAUCCUCUACUUGCGUUCCUGGCUCCAGUGGCAGCAGAACCGGACCUUAUACAGGGAUGUGAGAUGUACUUCCCCAGCUCACCUUCAGGAUCGGAUCAUUGCCUAUCUGACAGAAGACGAGAUCAUCUCCACCUGCCAGUACUGGUACUGCAGCCUGGCUCUCCUCUCUCAGCUCUGCCUCUUCAUUCUCCUUCUCCUCCAAAGUAUCUUGGUUAUCUUCAUCAUUGUCUACCUGCAGAAAUUUCGGAGAAUGACCGCUGAAGCCCGGAGCACCACCCAGGAUCUGCACCAGCACGUAGAUACCUGAGUAUCAUCUUCAAGAAGUCCCUAAACAGUGAUUGAUUUCACACGACUGAAGGCUCUUCUCCCUCUUGGGUGAUGCUCUGCUGAGGUCAUGUGGCUUGUGGUACUGAAAGAGGCCAGUUCAGUGCAGCAUCUGAUCUGACUGCAGUCUGAAACAGGGCUCAAACUCAUCAGACACUUGCUGUAUUUCCAAAGACUUGAUCGUGUGGGUGUUCUAGUGCUUUAAAUUCUGUAGUGUGAUCUUGAUUGCUUUGCAGAACUGGGAGAGGUUCUGAUUUGGUAGACUAAGAAAAUCAUAAACUGCACUAACCAGAAGUGACUCAAACUGUUCAUGAGCUCGUAGGGGCCUACAGUCCUUGGUCCCUUCUACGCAGAGUAUUUCUGCCAUACUUUCCACUGUGCUUCUCAUUGCAUUGGGUCAGGUGAGGGCAGAGGCAGACAGUGAACACUUAAGAUACUGGACUAGGACAAUGGAGAAGUAGUUUCCUUGGUGUUACCACAGCUUGCCUUAGUGACUUUGAGUGCUUCUCCUUGCCCAGUGUUUGGGGGGAAGGGAGUGAAUGUUCAGAAGCCUAGCCCGCUUCACCCUAUCUCCAUUCCUUUAAAUCUGCUUGUGGUUUAAUACUGACUUCCAUGCAUACUGAGUCAGACUGGGACCCCGCAUGAUUAGGAGAAGUUCAACCUGAAGCCAGGAGCUGUGGAGACCAGAGGCUCUUUCUGACUCUGCUUGUGCAGCACCUGGCACAAGAGAGCUGGUUCUCUUUGGAGCCUCAAGCUGCGACACCUACUGAAGUGCCCACAGCUGGUUAUGAUGUCCCUUCAUUAUUUUUGGAACAAAGCAAAAUUGGAGUAAAACAGUGGUGCAUGAUGGCAA